Bactrocera latifrons is the source of this 2032-nucleotide messenger RNA. RefSeq names its product putative inorganic phosphate cotransporter. Gene Ontology annotation, biological process: monoatomic anion transport; transmembrane transport. The coding region runs from base 99 to 1508 and encodes 469 amino acids. Gene Ontology annotation, cellular component: plasma membrane. Gene Ontology annotation, molecular function: transmembrane transporter activity. NCBI's taxonomy places the organism in Eukaryota, Metazoa, Arthropoda, Insecta, Diptera, Tephritidae. The transcript is spliced from 4 exons. The record is from RefSeq and is a predicted model, not a curated record.
UCAAUCAACUUGUUUGGUUACAGGUCCAUUAAUAAUUUGUGUUUUUUAAACUUGAAGUUCUAUUUUUUUCUAACAGUGUGAUAAUAACGGAAUAUUAAAUGGAAAAUGCACAGAAUGGUGAUAACAAAAAUAAAGUACCGCUCUUUGGCGCACGUCAUGUGCAAUGUAUUCUAAUGUUUUUUGGAGUUUCUGCUGCAUUCGCGCAACGCGUAAAUCUCUCGGUAGCGAUAGUAGCAAUGAUGGAUAAGAGUUCCGCAAACCCCGAUUUUGAGGAUUACCAAUGGUCUGAGAAGACCAAAUCCUACCUUCUCAGCAGUUUCUUUUGGGGUUACUUUGUGACACAAAUACCGGGCAGUCAGUUGGCGCGUAGAUUUGGUGGUAAAAUAACGUUACUCCUUAGUGUAGUAAUAAGUGCACUUUUGGCUUUACUCACGCCGCUGAGCGUACGUUGGGGCGGUUGGCAACUGCUCUUUGGGCUGCGUUUGUGUCAAGGUCUCAUACAGGGUAGCACGUUUGCAUCUGUACACACACUGCUCUCCAAAUGGAUACUGGCCGAGGAGCGCAGCUCACUUGGCACCUUCUCCUAUAGCGGACUGGCCUUCGGUAGCGUGCUGAUGAUGUUGGUUAGCGGUUGGAUUGCCUCCUCCGCAUUAGGUUGGCCGGGUAUAUUCUAUUUUGCUGGCUUAUUCAGCAUAAUAUGGGGUUUCGUCUGGUACUUUUAUGGCGCUAAUACACCUCGUGAGUGCAAAUGGAUGAGUGAGGCAGAACGUUUGUAUAUUGAGGGCGCAAUGGUGACAACGUCAAAAUCGGAGCCUCUCUAUGCAACCAUGAAGACACCAUGGUUGAAGAUAUUCACGUCUGUGCCUUUCUUGGUUUUAUUGCUGGCGCAGUGCGCCUACGCUUGGGGCUUUUGGACAAUGAUAACAGAAAUCCCGUCAUAUAUGAAGAACAUACUGAAACAAGAUAUCCAGAGCAAUGCUCUCAUGUCCUCAGCACCUUAUCUGGCUUAUAUCUUGCUGACAUUCGUAUUUUGUGUUAUAUCGAGCUUUCUGAUUAAACGUGGCUACACCAGUUUUAAUGUCAGUCGUAAACUGUUCAACACUAUCGGAUAUUGGGUGCCCAUAGUACCGCUCAUACUGCUCGGCUAUAUGCGCGCCGAUCAGAGUGAGUUGGCGCUGGUUUUGCUGGUGAUUGCUGUUGGUGUGAAUACAGCCGGAAAUUUGGGUUUUCUCAUCAAUCAUAUCGAUUUAUCACCCAAUUUUGCUGGUGUCCUUAUGGGCAUAGCGAAUGCCGCGGCAAAUGUUAUGAGCUUCAUUGCCCCACUGACGGUGGGCGUUAUUGUCACUGAUGCGCAAAAUGUGGAGCAGUGGCGCAUAGUAUUUUACAUUGCCAGUGGCAUGUACUUUGUGGGCAAUUUAUUGUUCAUCUUGUUUGGCGAGACGAAAAUCCAGGCCUGGAACUAUCCUAAAACGAAUGGCCUGCAGCGGAAUGAGCGGGAUCAAAUAUGAUUGGAAACUUGGCAUAGCGAAGACGUAACAAGCUUGGCAAUUUUAACAGAUUAACGCUAUCGUAUUUAAAAUUCUUUUCUAGAUAAUACUAUAAUUGUAAUUGUGAGUGUUGAAUCGCUCUUAUAGCGAUAUUCAGAAAAGGUUUAAACAAUUCAAAAAAAAAAAAAACAAAAAAGAAUCAACUUAAGCUAACACUUAGAAUAAAGUAUGUUAAUUAACUGUUAAUGCCCAUAUUAUCACAUUCUUGUCGACGAUAAAAAUUAUAGUUUUGUAUAAUGCUGUUUAAUGUUUUUGUCAUAACUGAGUAUUUUCACAGCAGACGUGAACGCAUUAUCUCGAGCUAGAGCUAAAACUCUAUAAUAGUCUUAUCAAUAAGUCACUUUAGACUAGUAAAAGUGUUACCACUUAAGUUGGACUAGAUUACUUAUGUGUUAUUAAAGCGGAAAAAUGUGCGAUAUUAACUAUUUACAAUUUCAAUAUAAUAAUGCAUAUCUUUAACAAGUCUUGUAUAUACAGGAACAUCA